AUAUCUGAAACUAUCAAGAGAAAGUUAAGCUUAGGGGCUCGUAUUCUUCAAGUGGGUGGAGUAGAGAAAGUGUUCAUGAAGUAUUUUAGUGUGAUCGAGGGGGAGACGCUACUGAAAGUUUGCCAUUGUUAUCUGUCGACCACAUCUGGCCCUCUAGCUGGUCUCCUCUUUAUCUCCACUGAAAAGGUUGCCUUUUGCAGUGACAGAUCUAUAAAAGUGUUUAAUCAGAAAGGGCAAAUGUGUAGGAUCCACUAUAAGGUUUCCAUUCCAGUGAAGAAGAUAAAGAGUGAAAGGCAAAGUGAAAAUGUUGAGAAGCCAAGACAGAAAUACAUAAAUAUAGUUACAGUUGACAACUUUGAUUUCUGGCUUAUGGGUGUAUCAAAAUAUCACAAGACUUAUAAAUAUCUUGAACAAGCAACUUCUCAAGCAAUGAUAUACAGCAAGCAAUGAUAUGGCGACUGUAAUUGAAGAUAUGAUUUAAGA
This is a messenger RNA of Vicia villosa (hairy vetch), 483 nucleotides long. RefSeq names its product GEM-like protein 4. The transcript is spliced from 2 exons. The annotation marks the transcript as partial. The record is from RefSeq and is a predicted model, not a curated record. NCBI's taxonomy places the organism in Eukaryota, Viridiplantae, Streptophyta, Magnoliopsida, Fabales, Fabaceae.